Caenorhabditis elegans is the source of this 1095-nucleotide messenger RNA. The record is from the annotation of a RefSeq genome assembly. NCBI's taxonomy places the organism in Eukaryota, Metazoa, Nematoda, Chromadorea, Rhabditida, Rhabditidae.
AUGAAUGCAAUGGAUUGUAACUUGGUUAAGUUGUACUAUGCCGACACAAAAUCGACAGCAGGGUCAUUGUGUGAAUUUGAAAAGAUAUUCAAUUCACUUUCCUAUGGUGUACUUGGCUACUCGACGGCAAUUUCGAUUUCAAGCAUUUUGAUAAACAUUGUACAUUUUUUCAUGCUAACUAGAAAACCAAUGAGAACAUCGUCAAUCAAUAUCUUAAUGGCUGCAGUCGCGGUGUUUGAUGUUUUUGCAUCUUUACACCAAAUUGAAACGCUACUCAGUCGUUACAGUUACAUCUUUGUCUCUUGCUAUCCAUCAGGCGCUUACGGACUAGUAUUAACUAGAGUUAUACUUGACAUACUUAAAAAUUACUCAAGAAGAUGUUCAACAUGGCUCAUCGUUUUUAUCGCUUUUAUUCGAACGCUAAUUGUUCGGAACCCGUUGAGCAAGUAUAAGUCACUGGGAAAACCAAAGGCAUCAGCUAUGGUCAUUGCUGGAAUCUGCGUAACAAGCUUGCCAGUUUCGAUAUUCAAGUGUCUUGAAUAUCAAUUUAUUGAGAAUUGGGACUUCUAUUCUUGCCUUCCUGGGAAAACUUAUUACUUAUAUGUUGAGUCACAUUUAUUCAUGAAAAACGACGGUUUUCUGGCAAAGUGUUUUUAUCUAUUUAAUUCAUUUGUCUCCGAUAUAAUUCCAUGUAUAUUGCUACCGAUUGUAACUUUAUUACUGGUUUUGAACUUAUGGAAAACCGCUAAAAAAAGAACAAAUACCUUAUCUGUAAGUAGGAACAAUAGUUCGCGAAGCAGAACUGGAUUAGUUUUCUGUGUAACUAUUAUGUUUUUCAUUGUUGAAUUACCAUAUGGUUUGAGCAUGGGGUUUGUCUGGUCGAAUUUCGAUGAAAUUGCCAUGCAGCAACUAUUGACUCACAUUGGAUUCUUUUUCUCGAUAUUAAUAACUUUGAACACUUGGACUCAUCUUUUUGUGUGUCUCAUCAUAUCAUCUCGAUACAGGAAUACAGCAAUUUAUGUUUUUUCAUUUGGAUGUUUCGGAUUGAAAAACAAGAUUUUGGGCAGAUCCGCUCAACCCAAAUCAGUGUGGUAA